AUGGCCCAGGCCCACGUAACCCACGAGGACCGCCAGCGCUGUUUCGACAACGCUGUCAGGCUCCUCCACGAUGUCUUCCCCAGCGAAGACCUUUCGAAAGUCCUGAGCCUCAAGGACCGGUUCAUCGAGGAGACUAAGGCUUCUGACUCCUUCAAAGCCACGUGGGAGUUUUGUAGCCUUCUGUCGUCCUGCCAAAGAUUCCUCUCCGAGAUCAACGAAAUGACCAAACUAGAGCAAGUCUGCGCCGUCAACCCCCAAGCAAUCGAUACACUCGACGACGGACCAGCAAAAACAGACCUGAAAGGCUCCGUCCUCAGCCACCAGGCCCAAGCCGUAGAGAGCCUUGGACGACCGCUCCACGCGAUCCAUCUGAACAAGCAGUGCUACGAGAUCCGACUCCAGGAGGAGCCCCGUAACCCGAUCCUGCUCUGCUACACCGCAAACAACCUCGCAUACUGCCACAACACUGCGAAUCUGCACGCGGGCGCAGAAACCUGGUACGAGCAGUCCCGCGAAUGGUGGGAAAUCACGGCAAACGAAGACGACACGAAGGCCCGCGAUCGGCCAGCACGACACAUCCAGAACCAUGCGCGCUGUUUGGUCUAUCUGGGCCGGUACGAGAAGGCGAAGGAGAUGUUCGAUCUUUGCAUCCCGCGGUUGAAAACGGAGCAGCCCUUGAACUGGGCAAUGUUGGCAUAUGCCCUAUUCGGUCUGGCGACCUUGACCCGGCGCCAGGGUGAUUCCGACGCCGCUGAAGCCCUCUACAUCGAGGCCCAGAACGCCUGGCUGGAAGGCGCCCAGACGCGUACUCACCCGUUCUAUGCAGCCUGUUUGUACAAAGUGGGUGUCUGUUGUCUGGACCAAGGCAAAGUUGAAGCUGCGAUUAAAAACCUUCGCGACUCGAUGGAAAUGACCGAAGUGUGCAAAACCGCAAGGCCGGUGGAGUACGCGCGCACUUUGUUCAAGCUCUCCGAGGCUCUUAUGCAUGACGGCCUCGACGAUGGUGAAGGCGAGGCGACGUGGCUCCGAGAGGAGGCGGAGAAGAUUAUGUUGAAGACAAGGCCCGAGGCUGUGCGGUGCGAUACUGAGGAUGCGUACGAUAGUUUUGUGCCAAUCUUCUGGAGGUGA
Molecule: messenger RNA, 1128 nt
Organism: Aspergillus steynii IBT 23096
Lineage: Eukaryota; Fungi; Ascomycota; Eurotiomycetes; Eurotiales; Aspergillaceae
Product: tetratricopeptide repeat protein
Exons: 5
Coding region: 1-1128 (375 amino acids)
Molecular function (GO): protein binding
Source: RefSeq, a predicted model, not a curated record